AUGUGUAACGCAAAUCAAAUUAUUGGAAGAAUAACGAUUGAACCAUUUUUGCUGUCACUGGCAAAGACUUCAAAGCCCAGAACGCUGAGAGAGUGUAACCAAAUCCAUGCAAAGCUCAUAGUCUCUCAAUGCAUUUCACAAACCCACUUAACCAACACCCUUUUGAGUUUGUACUCAAAAUCUGCUCACUUCCGCCAUGCACACCUCCUGUUCGACCAAAUGCCUCACAGGAAUGUUGUCACCUGGACAACCUUAAUUUCCGCGCAUCUUCGAACUGGGUCUCUCCCAAAAGCCUUUGAGAUGUUCAAUCACAUGCGUGCAAUGGAUGAGAGACCCAAUGAGUACACGUUCUCUGUUCUGCUUAGGGCUUGUGCUUAUCCUGCUUUGCGGGAUAUGGGUUUGCAGAUUCAUGGUACCUUACUUCGUUCUGGGCUUGAGAGAUACAAGUUUGCUGGGAGCUCUCUUGUAUAUAUGUACUUCAACAGUGGCAAUGGUCUCGGGGAUGCAUGUCGUGUUUUUCAUGACUUGAUGGAGAGAGACCUUGUUGCAUGGAAUGUUAUGAUUUCUGGGUUUGCUCAAGUUGGCGAUUUUAGCAUGGUUCAGAGGUUGUUUUCUGAAAUGUGGGAAAUUCAAGGCUUGAAACCCGAUAAUAGUACACUUAGUAGCUUCCUGAAGUGCUGUUCUUCGUUGGAAGAGGUGAAGCAAAUUCACGGGCUUGCAUCCAAGUUUGGUGCUGAAGUUGAUGUUGUGGUGGGCAGUGCUUUGGUUGACUUGUAUGCCAAAUGUGGGGACUUAAGUUCUUGCAGGAAAAUCUUUGAUUCCAUGGAGGAGAAGGAUAAUUUUGUUUGGAGUUCCAUCAUUUCAGGCUAUACCAUAAAUAAUAGAGGAGAGGAUGCUGUGCAUUUCUUCAAGGACAUGUGUAGACAAAGAUUGAAACUAGAUCAGCAUGUAUUAUCGAGUACAUUGAAAGCUUGUGUUGAAAUAGAGGACUUGAACACAGGAGUUCAAGUGCAUGGCCAAAUGAUAAAAAAUGGGCAUCAGAAAGAUUGUUUUGUAGCAAGUGUGCUGUUGACUCUCUAUGCCAGUCUUGGUGAACUAAUGGAUGCGGAAAAGUUGUUCAGAAGGAUUAAUGAUAAAGAUAUUGUAGCAUGGAACUCUAUGAUCUUGGCUCAUGCUCAGCUGGAGCAGGGAUCUGGCCACUCUAUGCAACUAUUACAAGAAUUUCGUCGAACAACCUUUUUGCAAAUUCAAGGUGCCACUCUGAUUGCUGUUUUAAAGUCUUGUGAGAAUAAAUCAGAUUUACCUGCAGGUAGACAAAUUCAUUCACUUAUACUGAAAUCAAGUGUAGGUCAUCAUACUUUAGUUGGCAAUGCAUUAGUCCACAUGUACUCUGAGGGUAGACAAAUUGGUGAUGCAUUUAGAGCUUUUGAUGACAUUGUUUGCAAAGAUGAUAGUUCUUGGAGUUCUAUUAUUGGAACUUAUAAACAAAAUGGGAUGGAAUCAGAAGCAUUAGAGCUAUGCAAAGACAUGUUGGCUGAUGGAAUCACUUUUACUAGUUAUAGCCUUCCACUAUGUAUUUCAGCUUGCUCACAACUUUCAGCUAUAGGUGUGGGUGAACAAUUGCAUGUUUUUGCUAUUAAGUGUGGUUACAAUCAUGAUGUCUAUGUUGGAAGUUCCAUUACAGAUAUGUACGCUAAAUGUGGAAACAUGGGGGAGUCAGAGAAAGUUUUUGGUGAACAAAUAGAGCCAAACGAAGUAAUUUAUAAUGCCAUGAUCUGUGGAUAUGCACAUCAUGGAAAAGCACAGCAAGCCAUAGAAGUAUUCAAUAAGAUAGAGAAGAAAGGUUUGACCCCCAAUCAUGUAACUUUCUUAGCUGUGCUAUCAGCUUGUAGCCAUGCAGGUUAUGUAGAAGAUACUUCGUAUUUCUUUACAUUGAUGCUUCACAAAUACAAGAUUAAGCCAGAAUCUGAGCAUUAUUCGUGCCUAGUUGAUGCCUAUGGUAGGGCUGGAAGGCUGGAAGAAGCUUAUCAAAUAGUGCAAAAGGAUGGAAGUGAAUCAGCAUGGAGAACAUUACUUAGUGCCUGUAGGAAUCAUAAUAACACAAAAAUUGGAGAAAAAUCUGCAAUGAAGAUGAUAGAAUUGAAUCCCAGUGAUCAUGCUUCUUAUAUUCUUCUUUCAAACAUUUACAUUGGAGAGGGAAAAUGGGAAGAAGCUCUUAAAUGUAGGGAGAAAAUGACUACAAUUCAUGUGAAGAAAGAUCCAGGAAGUAGUUGGUUGAUGUGA
Gastrolobium bilobum is the source of this 2283-nucleotide messenger RNA. Its product is annotated as pentatricopeptide repeat-containing protein At4g39530-like. NCBI's taxonomy places the organism in Eukaryota, Viridiplantae, Streptophyta, Magnoliopsida, Fabales, Fabaceae. Bases 1 to 2283 code for a protein of 760 amino acids. Gene Ontology annotation, biological process: RNA modification. The transcript has a single exon. Gene Ontology annotation, molecular function: protein binding; RNA binding. The record is from RefSeq and is a predicted model, not a curated record.